Messenger RNA from Prunus mume (Japanese apricot), 1122 nucleotides. RefSeq names its product protein LIFEGUARD 4-like. The record is from RefSeq and is a predicted model, not a curated record. Gene Ontology annotation, cellular component: membrane. Lineage: Eukaryota; Viridiplantae; Streptophyta; Magnoliopsida; Rosales; Rosaceae.
CGUCACUACCAACUCAACCGCGAAUUUCCACACGUGUACGAGAUUUAUCCGGAAGUCUCUAAACGGCACCCGUUGCAACCUCCUAAACCCCGCUUUCAUUUGGACUUAUUUACACCCCACGCCCCUCCUUCCACUCUUCGCAUCCAAAACUCCUCACUUUCCCUCACUUUUCUGUAAAGAAUCCCGAGAAACAAACAGGAGAGGUCGCUAAGGAUUUCAAGUUCAUAGCAAGAUGUGGAACCAAGCGUACCGGAAGACUGACGUGGAGGCCGGAGGAGGACCGAGUCCGCUCUACCCGAUGAUGCUUGAGAGCCCCGAGCUCCGGUGGUCCUUCAUUCGCAAAAUCUACUCGAUCAUAGCCAUCCAAUUGCUCGUCACCAUCGCCGUCGCCGCCGCUGUCGUUUCGUACCGUCCCGUCGCUCAUUUCUUUGUCAGCACCAGUGCCGGCCUUGCCCUCUACAUCGUCCUCAUCAUCUUGCCCUUCAUCGUGCUGUGCCCGUUGUACUAUUACCACCAGAAGCACCCGGUCAAUUACCUUCUGCUUGGAGUUUUCACCAUCUCUCUUGCCUUUAUAGUCGGCUUGACUUGUGCGUUUACUAGCGGGAAGGUCAUUUUGGAGUCUGUGAUUCUGACGGCUGUGGUUGUGCUUGGUCUCACCUUAUACACAUUUUGGGCUGCAAAGAGAGGCCACGAUUUCAACUUCCUGGGACCCUUUUUGUCUGGAGCUAUACUGAUCCUAAUUGUCUUUGCCUUGAUUCAGGUUUUCUUCCCCCUUGGUAAGAUCUCUGUGAUGAUAUAUGGGUGCUUGGCUUCGAUCAUAUUUUGUGGCUACAUUGUGUAUGACACCGACAAUCUGAUUAAACGCUACUCCUACGACGAGUAUAUUUGGGCUGCAGUGUCCUUGUAUCUGGAUAUCAUCAACCUUUUCCUCGCUCUGCUCACUGUUUUCAGAGCUGCUGAUAGUUGAGAACUUGGCUGCUUAAUGUCUGUUCCCCCAUGUAAUUAUCAUUGAAGUCGUUAUGGUUUUCGAGUAAUUGUGAAUGUCUUAAAAUAACUAAACUCUUAUCAUUUUACACUGAUGAAUAGUUGAUUCUCAUGGAAGAUUUUUUGUGCUUGGGAGUA